GAUAGGGCAGGGAGCCGAAGGGAGGGAGGGGUGAAGAGAUUGGAGUCGCGUUCUGUAGUGCCCCGGCCCACCCCUUUCAGUUUUAGUUUUAGAAUAGCAAGCAGACAGACAUUAUGCUUGCACCCCGCACACCCUCAAAUCCGAGUGGCCUGUUAGUGCUGUAGCAGUAUCGUUCUUCUAGUGGGUUUGCUUGCAGCAUCCGCAGUUUCGAAUAUUUUCGUGUCGUGUUUGCAUGUAAAGCUACGAGAAAGAUUUGGUGUGAUUGAGAUCAGGGCAGGCUGGUGAAAACGAUGGAAGCGGGAGAGGCGACCAAAUCGAUGGAGAAGCAGGUGGCAGUGGUGACGGAACCAUCCACAAGUGGCUCUGCUACUGGCGGUAGCCGUAGCGGGAGUCUGUCCUUUCAUGUUUGUGUGUCUUAGGGCCCUGGGUAAUUUAGGUUGAGUUGGGGAGAGCGAGUAAAUGAGGAAGAGGCGGAAGGCAGCUGGAUCUGAGGAUGGAUUUUGGCAAUGACAACAGAAGCAGGCGAGAGUUGCUCUGGCCCAAGCAGCUUCGACGUCACACCAAGUAUCGUUAAGGGAGAAGGUGAGCUCGAAGCAGGCGUGCAGGUGGCGGACGAAGUGGUGUAGGUGGAGGAGAAGGCAUGUGAGUGGGGAUGCAGAUUAUACAUGCAACGACGAAGCUUGGCAUAAUCUGUGGGCUAAGUGGCGUGGGCACCCAGACACGGUGGGGGCCCUGGAGGUUGCACGAGUUGUAGAGUACGGACAGGUAGUCGGGAAGCGGGAAACAAGAACCGGCUCAUAACAGUAAUACAAUUAUCUUAAUCGAGGGACGUGUUCAAAGAUGGGCUGGUUUUCAUGCUUCACCUCUGCACCCAAGGAGAGGAAGCCGCAGAAGAAUGAUGACAACAACAGCAGCCGUGAUGGGCAAUCGGCUGCUACUACUCCUGUCGCGCAAAUCUCCAAUCUUCCCUCAGGGCUGGCAGGUAACUCGAAGAAAUACGACGCGAAAGGCUCAUUUGACAAGAAUGAGCCGCAGCGCGAAGGGAGCACGCACAUCGCCGCUCAGACUUUCACGUUCCGCGAGCUAGCUGCGGCGACGAAGAAUUUCAGACCGGAGUGUUUGUUGGGCGAGGGCGGCUUCGGCCGCGUGUACAAAGGUCGUCUGGAGAACACCGGGCAGGUGGUGGCAGUGAAGCAACUGGAUCGGAACGGGCUGCAAGGGAACCGAGAGUUUCUGGUAGAAGUGUUGAUGCUGAGUCUGUUGCAUCAUCCGAAUCUCGUAAGCCUGAUCGGAUACUGCGCCGACGGUGAUCAGCGGCUGCUGGUGUACGAGUUCAUGCCGUUGGGGUGCUUGGAAGAUCAUCUUCAUGAUCUGCCGCAGGACAAAGAGUGCCUGGACUGGAACACUCGGAUGAAGAUCGCGGCGGGAGCAGCUCGGGGUCUGGAGUACCUGCACGACACAGCAAAACCACCUGUAAUUUAUCGGGACUUCAAGAGUUCGAACAUAUUGCUGGACGAGGGGUUCCAUCCGAAGCUGUCGGAUUUCGGUCUGGCGAAGCUGGGUCCGGUGGGGGACAAGACGCACGUAUCGACGCGGGUGAUGGGGACUUACGGGUACUGCGCCCCGGAGUACGCAAUGACGGGGCAGCUGACGCUGAAGUCGGACGUGUACAGCUUCGGCGUGGUGUUGCUGGAGCUGAUAACGGGGCGGAAGGCGAUCGACAAUUCUCGGUCGGCCGGGGAGCACAACCUGGUGGCGUGGGCCCGGCCGCUGUUCAAGGACCGAAGGAAGUUUCCGUCGAUGGCGGAUCCGAUGCUGCAGGGGCGGUAUCCAAUGCGCGGGCUGUACCAAGCCCUGGCAGUAGCGGCGAUGUGCUUGCAGGAGCAGGCUGCAACGCGGCCUCUGAUCGGGGACGUUGUGACAGCACUAAGCUAUCUGGCGUCGCAGAUCUAUGACCCCGGGAUGCAUCCGCUGGGGUCGAGCCGGUUCGCACCGGCGACGCCGUCCCGAGAGAAGCGGGAGAAGGAGAAGAAGAUGCCGCCGGGUCCGAACACUAUCGAGGAGCGGAUGGUGAAGGAGCAGAGAGCCGGGAAAGGAGGACCCCGGUCGCCAUCGGUGCGGUCGCAGGCAGCGUCUCCGGACCUGUGGGUGAAGGAGGGAGGGGGCCGAGCGCGGGUGACGAACGGAGUGCUGGAGGAGUCGCGGGGGUCAGAAUCUGGAUCAGGGAGGAAGAGGGACUCGGAGGAGUGGGAGAGGCACGAGGGGGGAGGGCGGGACAGCCCCGGAUACGCGGGGAGGGCGAGUAGAGACGGGCUGAAGUCGCAGGCUCCGACUCGGGAACGCGAGCGAGCGGUGGCGGAGGCACGGGUGUGGGGGGAGAACUGGCGGGAGAGGAAAAGGGGGGCGGGUUAGGAGACUGAAAGUAAGUUUGGCUGGAGUGAAAUGGAUGUUAUUUGAGUCAAGAGCUGGGAGAUGUGGGGCAGUUGUAUUCGAACUGAAUAGUCGAGCGUGCCGCAUACAAAAAUUUGAUCGCCCCUGAGAGGGAGUCGGUUUGAUUCAGUAUUAUGUAUCAACGAAGGCAUCAGGAAUCGCAGCUACAGAAAAGAAAGAUGAAAAACAAAAAAUAUUGAAAUGCGAGCCUUGUUGUGACGGCUUUAGCGAAUGUGUUUCA
This is a messenger RNA of Physcomitrium patens, 2671 nucleotides long. RefSeq names its product putative serine/threonine-protein kinase PBL7. Gene Ontology annotation, biological process: protein phosphorylation. Lineage: Eukaryota; Viridiplantae; Streptophyta; Bryopsida; Funariales; Funariaceae. The record is from RefSeq and is a predicted model, not a curated record. Gene Ontology annotation, molecular function: protein kinase activity; ATP binding.